Spodoptera litura is the source of this 2848-nucleotide messenger RNA. Its product is annotated as exocyst complex component secretory 8. Gene Ontology annotation, biological process: chemical synaptic transmission; Golgi to plasma membrane transport; exocytosis. Gene Ontology annotation, cellular component: exocyst; growth cone membrane; synapse. The record is from RefSeq and is a predicted model, not a curated record. NCBI's taxonomy places the organism in Eukaryota, Metazoa, Arthropoda, Insecta, Lepidoptera, Noctuidae.
AUGGUCCAUAUCUUUUGUAACUCAUUAAUUUUACAGAAAUUCAGCAGUGUAGUGUCAGCAUUGACAGUAUGGGGGCAGCACUGUGAUGCUGUGGUAGCUCGCCUUGGUGCUUGUCGGGGGUUGUUGCGCUUGCGUCGUGAUGAUCUCAAGAGACUCUGGGCUGAUGCUCGCACCCAUCACUAUGCCCUGCAGAUGCUUACUGACAUCGAGCGCGUGGUGGUGUCGGAGCGCGCGGCGCGCGAGGCGCUGGCGGCGGGGCGCGUGCUGGCGGCCGCGAGCACGCUGCACGCCGCGCUGCUCACCGCGCACUCCACGCUCUCGCACGUGCACGCGCUGCACGCCACCAGGCAACAUCUGCAGCUGAAAAAGCAGGAACUAGUAGACGUGAUAGUCCGACGUCUAAGCGACGCAGUAUACAGAGACGAACGAGCGCCAUUAACGAGGCGUGUGUCUGCAAGGAGGCGGACUGCGUUACUACUGGCUGAACUAACAAAGAGUGAAGAAGUAACGGACGCGUACUUGCAAGAAGUCACACCGGAGUUCGAGGCCUCUCUAUCGGAGGAGGAUAAGACCUUCGAGACCACCGUCAUGAUAUCCCUUGAGGCUCUUGGAGUAUUAGAACAACUUAAGGAAGCCACCGAGAAAUUCAAGGUCCAAAUUCAAAAUGAACUUCUAGAAGUAAUAGACUCCGUGUCUCGACGCAUUAUUGAAGAAGGAGAAGUGGAAGCGGACGCCGAUGUAGAAGAAGAAGGCGAGAUACCAGACAGUGAGGGUGUGACAGAGACAGGACGACCUUUAGCGAGACUAGUCACGAGUUUGAGCGAAGAAUUCCGAGCGUGCGCUACGAGGAACAAGAGAUUGCUACAACUAUGGAGGGCCUCGCUGCAGAAGUAUCACGUCCCUGACUCCUGUCUGCAUACUGAACAACAUUACUGGAGCGCUGUGCAACAAGUGCUACAACUCCUCCUAACGGAGUACUUAGAUAUCGAGAGCGUGAACCUCGCAGCGCAACGCUCAGUGAGCACUGCAGUAACUGAUACUACUGAAUUGAGACUCGCUGACUACUUCGCCAAGAAGAGGCCACAACGACGACGGCCUAAAUUGUUCAAAUUGUCUGGUCCGCCGGCGGUGUCCCCGGCGCUGUCGGCGCGGCGCCACAAGUACCCGCUGGUGUGUCGGCCGGAGCCCGCCCACCUGCACGCCGUGCUGCCCGCGCUGCAACCGCUCUGCGCAUACAUCGAGCCCCUCACCGGUGGCGGCGAGUGUUCGUUGCGCGCGUUCCUGUCGGACUACGUGCAGACGGGGGAGAGCGAGCGCCUGGCCCGCGUGGCGCGCGCCGCCAUCGACGACAUCAUGCGCGCGCCCGCCGUCUGGAGGGAGCGGGCCGCGCCGCCCGACACUGGCCUUAAGGCUGGGCCUCGGCACAGCAUGAUCUUCUCGUGCGCGGGCGCGGCGUGGCGCUGCGUGGCGGACACGGCGCGCGCGGCGCGGCGGUGCGCGGCGUGCGGGGGGGGCGCGGCGCUGCACGCGGCGCUGCGCGCCACCGCGGCGGCGGCCGCCGCACUGGCCGCGCACGCCCGCGCCGCGCACGCGCGCAUGUGUCCCGCCACCACCUCGCACGGGGUAUCGAGAGCUCAACGAUGGCUGGCUGAUGACGACAUAGUACGCUUCCUAAUGUCACUGAACAACUGGACCGCUGUUAUACAUCCAGACGCCAGGCUCAGUGCGGAAGAUCUAGAGCAGGCUUAUGAACGUGAAGCAGAAAUCUUAGGCUCAAGUCUUGGCGACGGGGCCGUCACUCGCAAAGAAAUUAUACCUGAUAUUAACACCCUCGCUGAUAUUGCGGUAUUGUGCGAAACUUUGGACUGGUUGAGCGCUAACAUCAAGAGUCUGCCAUCCAUGCUAGGUGGUCCAGGAGGACUGAACAAGCUUCCUGAAAAGUUCUUAAGCGAUAUCUCUGCUAACGUCAAGCAGUUAGACGAAAUGUCACAUAAAUGCUUGCUGUUCUUACAUUUGGAGCUCCGCAUCGAGUGCUUCCACUACCUGGGCCAGGAGGAGCGCGGCGAGGGCGCGGGCGCGGCGGACGAGGCGGGCGCGGGCGGCGCGGCGCAGCUGGCGCAGGCGCUGCUGGGCUUCCACGAGCUGGCGGCGGGCGUGCUGGCGCCGCGCCGCCUGGCCUACGUGCUGGGCGGGCUGGGCGCCAUGAUGUCGGCGGGCGUGGUGUGGCGCUGGCAGGGCGCGGCGGGCGGCGCGGGCGCGGGCGCGGCGCGGCUGGCCACGCUGCGCCACGCGCUGGCCGCGCUCGGCCUGCCGCACUCCGGCCUGCACCGCGCGCACGCCUACCUGCACCUGCUCAGCUGCUCGCCCAACGAAAUAAUAACGUCAGUUCGCGAGAAAGGCGCUCAGUUCACUGAACUAGAAUACCUAAAUGCAUUCAAAGUGAUCGAGACUCGCCGCGGCAUUUCUCCCGCUGAUAUGAAGAUGCACCUCAAACAACUUUCUGCUGCAUUAGGACAUGUUGGAGUUACUGUAUAGACUAGAAUAGAAAAAAAAAACAUAAUUAUGUUGUUUAAUAACAAAAUAGGCCAAGGGCCAACUGUUUAAUAAAUUUCAACACUGUAAAAAAUGUUGCAUAUUAAAGCCCGAGGCAAAAAAUCUAGUUUGCACUGUAAAACAUGUAUGCUUAGUGUGCCUUAGCAAUAUUAAUCUUAAGUAUUUAUUUAAAAGACAUUUUUUAUUUACAUAAUCAAGUAUUAAUACUUAUUUCCUUUUACUCACAUAUUAUUUGCAAUAAAAAUAUUAUGAUACAACACUAUGUUAUUUAUUUUCUUGUGCCCAAAGUUACGAC